This is a messenger RNA of Lingula anatina, 2803 nucleotides long. Its product is annotated as kinesin-like protein KIF22. Gene Ontology annotation, biological process: spindle elongation; mitotic spindle organization; microtubule-based movement. Gene Ontology annotation, molecular function: microtubule binding; microtubule motor activity; ATP binding. NCBI's taxonomy places the organism in Eukaryota, Metazoa, Brachiopoda, Lingulata, Lingulida, Lingulidae. Gene Ontology annotation, cellular component: microtubule associated complex. The record is from RefSeq and is a predicted model, not a curated record.
GAGAGGUGGAGGCAGAUUCAAUAUUUGCUGACAAAAACAAACGACGACAACUGUAGAACAACCUGGGCAAAAGCCAGCAAAAUAGUAUUUUCACUGUCGAGGUAGAGCAUACCCAAAGUUCUAGUUUUACAGUGAAAAUAGGACCAAUAUUUUGACGCAAACGGGCGAAAAACUUAUUUUGAAGAAUGGAAAGAAAAGACAGUCUCAUUAGUGUGGUAACCAGACUGAGGCCUGUCUUGGACAGCAGUGAGAAAGCAGAGGUUCAUGUUGUCAACCAAACCACUCUUGAAAUAUUAAAUCACAGAGAUGUGAAUGAAAAUUUACACUAUGAGUUUAGUGCUGUGUUUGGACCAGAGUCAAGUCAAGCAGAUAUUUUUAAUCAGCAUGUAAGGCCUUUGGUGCCUUAUGUUUUGAAUGGAGAAAACAUGACGGUCUUUGCUUAUGGACCCACAGGAGCCGGUAAAACAUACACUAUGCUUGGAACCCCUCAAGAGCCAGGAGUUAUACCAAGAACAGUCAAUGAAAUAUGCAGACUCACUGAGAACAGUGGGGAUCAAGAGUGGCAGCAUUCAGUGUUGCUGUCUUAUUUUGAGAUUUACAAUGAAAAGGUUCGGGAUCUUUUGGUGCCAAAGUCAUGUGAUCUUCCAAUCAGAGAGGAUAGAAAAAGGAACAUAUUUGUUGUAGGAUUAACAGAGAAACCUGUAGAAAAUUACAAUGAUUUCAAGAAAUGGUUUGGUCCAGCGUCAAGGAAAAGAACCACUGCUUCUACAAAACUGAAUGCAACAUCCAGUCGCAGUCACAGCAUUAUGAUGCUGAAAGUGGAGAAACAACAAAUGGUGAAGCCAUAUAAGAGGCUUACUGGCAAACUGUUCCUCAUUGAUUUAGCUGGAAGUGAAAACAACAAGAAAACGGAAAAUAAAGGACUCAGGCUUCAGGAGAGUGGUGCUAUUAACAAGAGCCUGUCAGUACUCAGCCAAGUUGUGGAUGCUCUAACACAUGGAAGGCCUUGUCCACCCUACAGGAGCAGCAAGCUAACCAGAAUUCUGCAGGAUUCUCUGGGUGGCAAUAGCCACACCCUGAUGAUAGUUAAUAUUGCCCCUGAGCUGAGAAAUUACUGGGACACUUAUACUACUCUGAACUUUGCCAAAAAGAGUAAAAAGAUUGUAAACAAAACUUAUAAGAAGGAAACUACAAGAGAUCCUACAGUACUCCAAGAAACUGAUGCCUCAUUUGCUGGAACUGGCAGAAAUGUUGAAAGUGGUCAUGGUUUAAAGAGCAAGCACAGAAGAACUCUAUCUACUGUACCCACCACAACAAAUUCAGUUGAAUUUCUGAGUCCAAUACUACAGCGUCAGACCAAUCUAAGAGAAGAAGUUGUCCAGAGACUUGAAUCACUGGGACAGAAUAUUUUGGAAAGAAUAAACACUCCCAGAAAAAGGAAAUCAGAAGUUGCUAGCCACAUAGCAUGCAAGAAACAGCAUGUGGGCAGCCCAGCAGUGGAGGCUCUUUCCCAGUGCAGAAUGGCACUCAGCAGGCUACAAGCAGAAACUGAAGAGAGGGUGAAAGAGAAUAUAAUGUACUGUGGAGAUAGAUGUGAUUUGCCAGACUCCAAAAAUGCCAAUCUUACCAAUCUUGAAAAUGCAAGUGCCAUAUUGAACAGGAAACGAGAAAAUAAAGAAUCUGAGCAAUCUCGAAGGCAUUAUGCAGAUGUGUUGCACAUUUUGAAUAAAGGCAGUUUAAAUCAACUGCUGACUCUUCAGACUGUGGGGGCUAAAAGAGAUCAUGAAACAUUUAAUUAUUUGUUUUCAGAUGCAGAUGUGUUGCACAUUUUGAAUAAAGGCAGUUUAAAUCAACUGCUGACUCUUCAGACUGUGGGGGCUAAAAGAGCCAAAUGUAUACACUCGUGGAGGGAGAAACAUGGAGAAUUUCAAAAUGUGGAUGAACUGAGAAAAAUAACAGGCUUGACAAGAAAGUAUGUGGACAGAUUUAUGGAGAGCAAUUUUCUUCCCCAAAAAGUUGUAAGUGUGUGAUCAUGCCAUAGUUGGACAAUGAGAGGGACCUUUGUGAAGAGUUUCCCAGUUUAGGAGGAGAAAUCUCAGAUGAAACCUCUAGCAUUAGUAUGCACGUAGGGACAGUUGAAAUUCUUCCUCUUGCAGAAAUAUGAUGCUAUUAAAUUAUUUUGCUGUUAUGUCCAGGGAUGAAAAACAUCUAGGAGAGAAUAUCAAAAUGCCCUUGCCUCUGCAGGGUCAUAUCACAAACUCAAAUACAGAGCAUUGCCAAUAAAAGGGCUACAAACAGGAGGAGAACUAUAUUAUGGUAUAACCCACCUUAAAGUAAAAUGUAUAAAUAAAUGUUGGUAAAAUAUUUGUACAACUUAUAAGAAUUCACUUUCUGGUAGGCUCCGAGUCAUGUAAAAUCUUCAUUAAAAACAAUGUUAAUGUGAGCUUUAGUUGCAUGGACUAAAUGUCAUGGGAUUGUCAAAGCAAAGACCAAUAGCAUCAUCAACAGAAGUAAAGCAAAAGUUAAUGAGAAUGAUAAAACCUGUAGAAACCUUUUCCUGACAUAUGAUGAUCCCUUCGCACCUCCCCUGGCCUUUAGGACUGGUGAGGAUUAUAUAAUUUGAAUUUGCUGCAACCAUUGGCUUUACUGGGCACAAUGUAUAGUACAUGUUAUGGUGAGUGCACAGUUGAUGUGGCACAAUUUUUUAUUUUUUUUUAAUCGUGAUAUCUGUUGUGUUAAAUUUGUAUGCUCCUACUGUGACUGACAUUUUGCAAGGAUAGUUAUAAUCAUGUUAUAUUUAUCC